Aspergillus oryzae RIB40 is the source of this 2670-nucleotide messenger RNA. RefSeq lists its product as uncharacterized. Gene Ontology annotation, molecular function: ATP-dependent chromatin remodeler activity; ATP binding. NCBI's taxonomy places the organism in Eukaryota, Fungi, Ascomycota, Eurotiomycetes, Eurotiales, Aspergillaceae. The coding region runs from base 1 to 2670 and encodes 889 amino acids. The record is from RefSeq and is a predicted model, not a curated record. The transcript is spliced from 3 exons.
AUGGUUAAGACCGAGAAUUACAGGUCCAAUCAGGGCGUUUUCUUCAGGAAGAACUUUCCCGAGCCAUUCAUGGAAGCCAUUGUCUGGGCUCUUCUGAACUACAUGAGGAGCACUGAUGGAAGCUCUAUAUUAGGCAAGCGUCCAUGCUCUGAGGAGUCCAAAGAAGAGCCACUGUUUUGCGUGGACUUGGAAGCAGACGAGCAGGACUCAGAUCAGCCAAGUGUCGGAGAGCCUGAGCCGAUAGAUAUUACGAUUGAGAAAUGGCGCGAGGAGAUGAUUCAUCCAAGAGAGCGGAUUAUCUUGACCAGAUAUUCUCCGAAUUUCAAUCCACAGGAAAAAUAUUGGCAGUUCCAACUUAUAUCGGAGGCCCUUAAGAAGGCUGAAAUGGCUUCUGUCGAUGGACAGAUUGAAAAUCUAGGGGAUUUGUCAACCGAGCAGAACAUCGCUUGGGAACCUACUUUGGGCCAUUCCGUUGAUGGUUUAGAUCCUUCAGUGAACAGCCAAAUUGAUCAUUUUGACCCAAUGAAAAUAGCCGCCACGGCAGAUCUAGAAGCAAGUAUAGCUGCAGAGAUUGACGCGAGUGACUUUGAGUCCUCCAUGUUGAUCAUUCCAACCGAAGAAUCAUUGGAGCGAUUUGAAAAACAUCGAAAGAUCCUGGACAAUCUUGAAUAUCAGAUAAACAAUCACGAAGAGGCCUUCGCUCUGAAGUUCUGGCAACCGGUUGCCGUAGCCCGUUUGCUUGAUAUUCGUUCAAAUACUAAGGUUCGAGGUGCUAUCCUCGGUGAUUCUGUGGGGCUAGGAAAGACGUGGGUGGCCAUUGCCGUAAUGCUUAAGAUAUGGGAAGAUUAUAACCAAUCUGUGAAAAAGGCAAUAGGCGAAGGAAAUGAACCACCGCCAGGUAAACCAUUCCUGGUCGUCAUGCCUCCAUCACUUAUCAUGCAAUGGUGUGCAGAGAUCACUCGAGUCACAGACAAAUUGCAAGUUGUGUUGUACUAUGGCAGUAAGACAUCCAAAGAGGGCAUACGUCCAGUGAAGACCAUACUGCACAAGGAACAUGAGCUGUUUGAUGGUUCACCAGCCAAUGGUCGAAAAGUAGUUAUUACCUCCUAUCAGACAUUCAGCAACCGCCAUGGGUCCGCCGCCGCAAAAGCAUGGUGUAGAAGAACGCAUCAGGUUUAUAUGGAGGAUAUACCAACUCCACCAAAUGGUUUUCCGCACCUCCUUGACGGUUGUUUUUCAGAUGUGAUUGUUGAUGAGGGGCAUACACUUCGAAAUUCGGACACCUCACAGUCCAGGGCAGUCCACUGGUUGAAGGCGAGCUUCUAUCUACUAUUGACUGCCACCCCCAUUUACAACUCUCGUGAAGACGUGCGCGGAUAUAUUCCACUACUGUUUCGUCCACCCUCUCAAGGGGAUAUGCAUAUGUUGAAGGAGUUAGGGGGAGACAUUUUCAAAUUGCCCCCUGAGGACCCUGCGAGAAACGUUUGCUGCACGAAAAUGGCAGUGGAAGAGUACAUUCUUGACAAUAACGUGCCACCAAUGGUGGCAGGGGAGCGCUUACGUGUCAUAUUUGGCCAGAUCAUGGUUAGGAGAACGUUAUCAUCUCGUAUGGAGUCAUUCGGUUCAAGGAUGAUAGGAAGCGAUAUACCGCCAACCCAUCGCAGAGUUUGCACUACAGUAUACAGUCGAAAAGAACACGAUAUGUAUACUAGGCUUUCUGCUAUUCAUUAUGAUGGGCUAUUCAUGGAAGAUCCGAGGGAUCCGACCAAAAUAGUUUGGAACAUGGCCAAACUCCGCAAACUUUGUCUUUUGACCUCAUGGCUAGGUUUCGAUCAUCUCGAGCAUGCGCUCCACGCGCCCAAGAUACCUAAAGCCUGCAAGGAUUUGAAACAAGGGACUUUAGGAGCCGUCUUCGCACGAACCAUAGUGGAGGAAAUGAAGCCUCAAUUCCAAGAGUCUAUCUACCAGAGCAUCGAAACGAUAGUAGAAACGCGGAGAACCUGGGUUCUCGAGUUUCUCCUAAAGGGUUCGCCCAAGAUGCGGGCUAUGCUUCCCGUCCUGCGUGAUCAGGUAAUUGUUCAUGGCGAAAAAGCAAUGGUAUGGACCCAGUUCCCCGCUGAACAGAUCUAUGUUGCAGCAAUUCUUAAAGAGGCCAAUAUUGAUGCGGAGGUUUUCCAUGCAGGACUGACUCGUGAUGAGAGGAUGAACCUUGUCGAGCGGUUUACACAGAAGCAUGACGAAUGCAUGGUAUUGAUAUGUGCAUAUAAUGUCAAUGCUGCUGGCAUGAAUCUACAAAAUCUCUGCCGCAACGUUCAUAUCCUCACAAUGGGCUUGUCCAAGUCAGUUGUUAACCAGGCUAUUGGAAGAGUAAGUCGACUUGGCCAAGAGCGUAUGACGUUCGUCUAUGAGUAUCGCCUUCGGUCCUCCUUUGACGAAGACCUUGUUUCCCGCAGUGAGCGAAAAGCCCUCCCAGGUUUAGUCGCAGACCUCGGUGAGGGUUUCAGUUUCCCUUCAAUCUCAGAAGGUGAAGAGGGUCUAACCAACCGAUGGGUACUGCGAGCUGGAGAGUUAUAUCAACUUGCACCUGGCGAGCUUAUAAGAAAGGAGGACAUCACAGAGAGUAGGCCUAUUCUCGAGGAGUUAAUGAGGUCUAUGGAAGACACCAUUUAG